Molecule: messenger RNA, 3581 nt
Organism: Porites lobata
Lineage: Eukaryota; Metazoa; Cnidaria; Anthozoa; Scleractinia; Poritidae
Source: the annotation of a GenBank genome assembly
UCAAACUGAAGAACAAUCGACGGAAAAACGCGCCUGUAUCAAACUGGAUCAGUGGUUUACUAUCCAAAACGGUUUCUACGUCAUAUAUGAACAACAGCUGAAUGGUUUUUGUUUGCAGAGCAAAAUGGCGGACCUCAGCGCCUAUCGCGACCAGCAGUUCAGAGUGAUUAUUUUCCCUUUGAUCUUCAAAUUUACACUGUUAAACAAACUACUGUUUCAAGGCCUAACGAUCUUUGUUUUGCUUACCCGGUUUUUAGGGCACUCGCGACGAGUUAGAAAAAAAGUUGGAAACGAGUUCGACAUUGUACGUGGGAAAUUUGUCGUUUUACACAACGGAAGAACAGAUCUACGAGUUAUUCUCGCGAGCUGGGGACCUAAAAAGGAUCAUUAUGGGACUAGAUAAGAUGAAAAAGACUCCUUGUGGAUUCUGUUUCGUUGAGUAUCCUUUGCUGUCGAGAUGAUUAACCUGGUCCCCCGGAUGCAAAGUUUUUUCUUCGCUCUUUUAAAUCGAGUAUCAUUAUUAAUUUUAGUCAGUUUUAUCAGUUGUAGUUUUUAGUGUAAUGCGCAUUUGAUCCUGUACUGUUUGUUAAUUAGCGCCAUAACAAGUAAUGCAUAUUAUUAUUUUCUUCCAACCCCAUACAUUUAUUAUGUAUUUUCAUGUUUCGGCUCUAUUCAUAUUAACUAAGCUUAUUUAUGUAAUAUAGCAUGAAAUUGUUGCAUGCAUUAGUAGUGUAUGGGGUUUUACGAAAAUCUUGCCAAAAAAAAAAAGCUGAUCUUGCUUGGAUUUCGUUCCAGUGAAAAAAGGUUUUCUGUGGGUUGGUUUCAGAUACCCCCCGGCAUAGUAAAUCGAACCCAAUCGAACUAAAUUUCAAUCGAACUAAAUCGAACUCAAUCGAACUCAAUCGUUGGAUUGAGUUCGAUUGAGUUCGGCUAUCGAACGAAAUCGAACUCACCGAAAAAAAAAAUCAAUCAAACCCAAUCGAACGUUCGAUUUUCGAACUCGUGAUUUAUGUAAAACAGACGUUGAAAAUCCAUUACCAGAUCUUAGAAGCUCGAGCUACUUCAGCCCUGAGUGUAGCACACGUGUUUUUCGUAAACGAAGAAAUUCCGCAGAAAUGGCUUCAGAUGCGUUUUGGAUCGUAAGCUUCAAAUGUAUAGUCAAAGGCUACUAGGAAUGCCGCUUUGAUGUCAAGGAUGGCAAAGUUUUCAGGGUUUUAAAGAAAAUAGGCGAGAAAGGCCGUGCCUUAAUUCCGAAUUGCAAACGAGCGCGGACAAUUAGGUCACCUUCAACGUGAACUGGUUGCUUCCCUGUGGCCUGUAAAUGCUUCGAUAACUUGGUAAGUGAAGAUGUUUGUAAGGGAUUCGCGAAUAUAUUAAUUUGCCUCAAGUAGUUAAUAUUGUGCAACCCUUAUGAAAAACAGGGGAAGCAAAACUUAUGCAUACUUUUCACCUUUAGUAGGGUCUGUGGGCCACCAUUUGAUGAUCCUAAAGGUCGCUGGCAAAGAGGAGGUGGUAUCAAUGUCCCAAUUAUCCUAAAGUUUUCAACAAGGCGAGCCGAAGCAUUGAAUGUAUACUGUAAAGGAACUCGUGAAUAAAUAGUAAAAAAAGCGCAAGAAAAACUUGCUUUGACGGGCUUGCUUUGGGCUUGCUUUGUAUAGGUUCACCAGAGCCAAUCGAAUGAAAUCCAUUUAAUUGUGUUCGAUUGAGUUCGGUUUCCGAACUCAAUCGAACACAAUCAGACGGAUUGAGCUCGAUUGAGUUCGAUUUGUUCGAUUGAAUUCGAUUUGUUCGGAAAUCGAACUCACUGAAAGUGUAGUGUUCGAUUUCGUUCGAUUGCCGAACUCAAUCCACGGAUUGAGUUCAAUUGAGUUCGAUUUUCGAACGUUCGAUUUACUAUGCCGGGAGAUACCCUGAACUUUAAAUCCCGUAGUUCUUGAUUCUGAUAAAAACUGCAAACUUUAGCUACAACAUAGAUACUAUACACGCGAGGAUGCUUGGAACGCAGUGUGGUACAUAAAUGGUACAAGACUAGAUGACAGGAUCAUACGCACGGACUGGGAUGCAGGCUUUGUCGAGGGACGCCAGUAUGGAAGAGGCAGGAGUGGAGGGCAAGUAAGUGCAAAAGAGGUUGUUUACGUAACAAGCAGGACCAACACCAUGAAGAUAAUUGCCAUAGUAAUGAUGUUGAUGGAAAACUGUUUGUGAUGAUUUUGGUGGCUGACUGUACUGAUGGUCACAUGCAGCUGUUGUUUGUAAAGAUAAUGAUCUUGUUAUUGACAAAAGUGUUAAUGGCAGUGGUACUAUUAAUGAUGAUGACAAUCAUGGUAAAUGAUAAUGAUAACUAGGACAUGUAUCAAUGGUCAACAGUUAUUUGUUUAGUAAUGAUAUUGAACAGUGAUAGUACUAGCCUGUCCCAGGCUCUCAGACAGUAUGGUGGGGACGUAUUUAAAUAAGCAAAGCGAAAAUAAGAUGUGCGCGCCUUGGGAAAGGGGGUGGUGCCCUGUCUCUCCCCAGGUUCCAUGCGUUUUUCGCAUUCCUUUUAACUGAACGACUUUUCAUCACUAUCUUAGAGCCUGGAACAGGCUAUGAUAGUACUGUUGACCAAUUAGUAUAAGGAGCUGUAUAGGAUAAUCAAAUAAUUUUUUGUCCACAACAUAAUUAAGUAUAUAAAUGGUCAACUUUCAGCUGGGGGUUGGGGAUUCUCCCCACUGCUAAUUGCAUGAUCCCUGGCUACUUUCAUUGGAAUCAAAUGGAAAAUAGAACUCAACUGCUCAAUUCCCUGCUUAUUAUAAUGUACCUGGCAACUUGAAAACUAAGUGGCUGCCCUGACUAUGAAAAUAGCAACAAUAUAGUGAUGGUUGAUGGUGAGACUGAUGAUGGUCUUUAAAUUUCAGGUACGAGAUGAGUACAGAAGUGAUUAUGAUCCCGGUAGAGGAGGAUAUGGCAAAAAAGCUAACACCCAACAGCAGGGUGCAGGAGUCAUUUCAAGCCCACCUGUUGCUUAUUCAAAGCGUUGAGCUGACAUUCUGUACAGAAGAAAGGAUAUUUGUCUGGCUCAGCAAAGAAUAGCCCACAUUCAAUAUAUUAAAAUUAUUACAUGACUCCAAGGUUUUCUGGUCAUUUUUAUAUAUUUGGUUUGGUUUUCUUUGUGCUCAAUUCUCUUCUGGGAAUUGCGAGACAAUGGAGUCGUGAGUUAAGUGUUAGCAAGACUAUAAUUCCCGAGAAUUUCUGGCAAUUCUUAAGAUUUUGAGCCUAAAGCCUCAAAGUCAUGUUAGAAUAAUUCAUUUUAAUCUGUCGAACGUGGGUAUUGUCUGGGGACAUUCUUUUUAAAAAAACAGGCAAAAUACUUAAAUACUAUAUACUAUACUGGUGGAGGUCGUCUUCCUAGUUUGGAUCGUUAGGAUGAUGCAAACAUAUUCCCAUGGGAGUGGAUAUAAAAUGGUGACAGUAGAUGCAUAGAUCCCCACAUACUGAUUUUCAACACAAAAGUCCGCCAUUCCACCUUUGUGAUACCAUUGCCAACAAACUCGAACUCCAUCUGCAAGACAUUUUUUUUUUAUUCUGUACUGUUCUCACUUAUA